Messenger RNA from Phalaenopsis equestris, 740 nucleotides. Its product is annotated as immediate early response 3-interacting protein 1. Gene Ontology annotation, biological process: endoplasmic reticulum to Golgi vesicle-mediated transport. Lineage: Eukaryota; Viridiplantae; Streptophyta; Magnoliopsida; Asparagales; Orchidaceae. Gene Ontology annotation, cellular component: endoplasmic reticulum membrane; Golgi membrane; COPII-coated ER to Golgi transport vesicle. The transcript has 2 exons. The coding region runs from base 274 to 510 and encodes 78 amino acids. The record is from RefSeq and is a predicted model, not a curated record.
UCUAACCAACCGGCCUCGCCUCACCCUUUCCCUCUCUCGAAAGCUUUCGGGUUCGGGCCGUUCGUCCGCCUCUCCCUCUUCCAAGCCUGCUCUUUCUCCUCUCAAAAUCACGAAAAGCUUUCACCCCGAUUGAGAGAGCUUAGGGUUUGCCUUUUGUGUUCGUUCUCUAAUCUCCACUUCUAUUUAUCUUCGAGCCGGCGCCUGCUCGCCUGCUCGCCUGCUCGCCUGCUCGCCUGCUCGGUAUCAUUGCUUGAUUGCUCAUUUUCUGCUGGGAUGGGCUUGUGGACCUUGCUGGAAGGAUUCCUGCUUCUUGCAAAUGCAUUGGCUAUCUUAAAUGAGGACAGAUUUCUGGGUCCAAGAGGAUGGAGUUUCUCAGAGGUUUCGGCAGGUGGCCGAACAAAAUCUCUCAAGGGGCAACUCAUAGGGCUUAUAUAUGCAACUCAAUACUUGAGAGUUCCUCUUAUCAUCUUGAACUUAAUCAUCGUGGUUGUGAAGUUAGUUUCAGGAUGAGAUGUGAGGUAAUUUGUGAGUUCUAUGCCAUGUAGGGUUGUUCAUACUAUGUGGUCAUCAAAAUGAUCCAAAAUGCUUUAUAUUUUGUUUUUUUUGAAGUUAUUUAUCCUUUUUAGAAGCCCUUAAUGAAAGUACAAAGUGCCUGCUCUUACAUGUGCGUAUAUUAGGCACAUAUCUUGUUUGUUAACAUGUUCUCAGUUGUUAAAAAAUAUUUUCGGUUGCUUUCCACA